Messenger RNA from Saccostrea echinata, 2311 nucleotides. Its product is annotated as E3 ubiquitin-protein ligase TRIM45-like. The transcript has 4 exons. The record is from RefSeq and is a predicted model, not a curated record. Gene Ontology annotation, molecular function: zinc ion binding; ubiquitin-protein transferase activity. The coding region runs from base 6 to 2120 and encodes 704 amino acids. NCBI's taxonomy places the organism in Eukaryota, Metazoa, Mollusca, Bivalvia, Ostreida, Ostreidae. Gene Ontology annotation, cellular component: nucleoplasm; chromatin. Gene Ontology annotation, biological process: positive regulation of DNA-templated transcription.
CAACGAUGGAAGAAGAUGGUCACCAUACAGAUUUAGAACUCUCAGACCGCAGACUUCAUGAACUAGAGGAACUGUAUUUGACAUGUUCACGAUGCCAAGGGAACUUUAUGAACGAUGAUAGAUUACUUGCUCACCUUUUACCAUGCCUUCAUACUAUCUGUAGCAGGUGCUUGCAUGAUUUACGUCAGAAGCAUUCCAAACAGAUCAAGUGUGUCGUGUGUGGGGUAGUAUUUGACAUUAAGUCAGACGAUGUUACGGAGUCAUUUCCGCUAGACAACACACGCCUGGAUCUGAGGGACUUUCUUCGCAUGAAGAAGGGUGCUGACUGCAUCUCUUGUAAGGGUGAUGGUAAAAUGGCUUCCACAAGAUGCGUUACUUGUGCUGAGUUUUUAUGCGAUGAUUGUACCUCUGCACACAGAAGAACGACAAUGACUAGAAACCACGAAAUCCGAGAUUUGUCUCAGCUCAUAGACACGAAUAAUUUAGAUGCUUUUCAUACACCCUUGAAAUGCCCUUUGCAUAAGAAUGGUAGCGAAGACAGCAAUCUUACUGUAUACUGUAACAAAGAGACUUGUCAGAAACCAGUAUGUCUUGUGUGUGCAGUCAUCACGUGCAAACCAUCGAAAGGUCACACGCAUCUCGAUUUAAAAGAAACAGCGGCUACAAAAAAACUGAACAUGAAAAAAAGCAUUAGACAAAUCCAGAAGACUCGAGAGGAAAUUCAACCAGUGAAACAACAUGUGAAAAGUGAGAUUGAGGUCAUUAAUGAACUAGAAAGAACAGUAGAGGAUGACAUUGAUUUUUCAAUAGAAGAGAUGAUCAAAAUGUUGGAACAAAAACGCAUGGAACUAAAAUUCGAUCUGAAGAAAAGAGUGGACAAGAAACGCGAGACACUUAAAGAACAGGGAAAAUCUCUGUCUGAACGAGAAGAGGACAUUUCCCAUGCCUUGAAAUUUGCAGAGCACACUCUUUGCUCAACAAACGAUGCAGCAUUUUCACAAAUAGACAAGACUAUAAUGCAUCGAUUAUAUCGGUUGCAACAUGACCCUUUUGACAGAGUGCCUCAUGAACGCGCAUUUGUUACUCUUGAGAAAUCCAAAGUCAUGACAGAACUGCAACAGAUUCUGACCGAAAACUUAAAGAUUUGGUCCUCUUCUAUUUUCCCGCCUUACACGACGAUUGAACUUUCCGGUAAGGCCGUAGAAAACAGUUUGACGAGGCUAUCAGUGUAUCUCAGAGAUCACCGCAACCAACCAGUGGAAACCGGUACCAGUGUUACCGAGAAUCUGAGGAUCACUGUCGCCGAUCCAUCAGGAAAGAAAAUCACGCUCUCACCUGCACAGGAAAGUCAGUCUGCUGUGGGCGUUUUGGUUGUUUCGUACGUACCAUUCACUUCCGGUAAAUUCGAGCUGGUUGUUGAAGUGAUGAGGAAAGAUGUAAGUCGCUUAGUUUUUGAUGUGGCUCCAGAUGAAUCUCAUCCACGGCAUUGCGAAGCUGGUUUCAAUUCCAUUAUGAACAGAGAUGCAUGCAGACCCAAUUUCACAUUUGACGACGUCAGGGCACAUUCAGAUGUUAUGGUCACAGAUAAAGGACAGAUAUUCCAGAAUUUUUCAUCAAUUUUAAGGACUGCACCACCGCCUAGUACACAAUUUAAACGUUUUAAGGGAACAUGCGGAUCAAUGCCAUUUCAGAAAGACGACGUUUAUUUCUACGAGAUCGAUGUUUGUUUCUGGCUGAGAAAAAUACUUGACGACACAGAUCUUGUAUUUGAAAUUGGCCUCGCUUUGGAAUCGUCGAUUGACAACAAACAUCACGUGGAAGGUCAGCCUUAUUGCUGGUCUCUGAUUGGCUCCCAUCACGCGCAUUGUAACGCAGUGUGCAUCACAGUUGCCCACGAGGGUCGUUCUGUGUUUCACCAAAAGAUAUCAGACAACACUGUUGAUAGCGUUUUUCAUAAGGCAUUUGGGUUUUUAGUUGAUAUGAGAAAAGGUCUUUGGCAAAUUUUUGACUCCAACCAAAUGCUAUGUUCCUUGGAAAUAGAUACCGAAAAUAUAUUACUUCCGGUUUUUGCUGGCUAUAACCCUUCAAAAGUUGUGCUGAACCUGACGCUGAAGUACUGAUUGGACUCCUGAAUAUUUAAGUCGCACAUCAUAUAAUAACAGAACUAAAGUACUAGUAUUUACAUUUACGAAAUUAUCCAAUUCAAUUUGUUAGGUCACCUUAAUAUUAUGCGAUCAUGUAAAAACUUCUUUUUUCUUUUUGCAUUCAAGCACAGGAGUUCGCGUUCCUGUCAAUUUUACCAAAAUUUUCA